AUGUCGCACGAAGCCCUGAACCCUAUUCAUCCCUCGGUUCUGCCCCAUUUGGACCCUGUGUUCGUCCAGCUAUAUAACGAUAAUGUUGCAAACACACCCUCUGGGCCAAUUGACCUGAGCAUACUUCGUACAAAGUACUCGGUUCUGUACUCAUAUGGUACCGGCCCUGCUCCUGACUGUGCACGCAUUUAUGAUGCUCAAGUUCCGGGCCACAACGGAGAUCUGAUUCCAGUUCGAGUCUAUGAGCCUGCAACACCUGGACCAUGGCCCGUUCAUGUAGACUUUCAUGGUGGAGGCUGGGGCCUCGGUGAUCUCGAUACAGAGUCCCACAUCUUGAAACAUAUUUGCAACAAGGCCAACGUGUGUGUCAUUGAUGUCGACUACCGUCUUGUCCCUGAAAAUGCUUUCCCGAUUGGCAUUCAAGACUCAUUCGCAGCGCUGCAGUACAUCCACAAAGAAGGAGCCGAAAAAUUCGGAAUCGACCCUACGAGGAUCUCCCUCGGUGGCGUAUCAGCAGGCGGCAACAUCGCCUUAGUAUGCGCCCAUCUCGCCCGCGACAGUCAGAUUCCUCUGAAACUAAUUGCUGUCGGCACACCAACUGUGGACAACAUCGCUUCAUACAAAUCCGCCUCCGAGGCCCCCUGGCCCUCGAUGCAACAGAUGGAACACGCGCCAACACUCAACUGGGCGCGACUGAAGUGGUUCGAUACCCUGAAAUGGCAAAGCAUCGAUGCCGAUGGUCCUAACCGAGAAUCACAACUCGGUGCCGUCAAGUGGUAUGCCAAUCUGCUCGAUGCGCCUGAUUUCACACGCCUGCCCAAGACUGUGAUUUAUACUGCCGGAUGCGAUCCUCUCCGCGAUGAAGGCGAGGCAUAUGCUAGGAAGUUGAUCGAGGCUGGGAAUGAGGUGAUCCAGAAGCGGUUUUUGGGUGUUCCCCACCCGUUCAUGCACAUGGAUAAGGAUCUAUGGCAGGCUAAGGAAUUUAUUGAUAUGACGGCUGAACAUAUUAAGAAUACGCUGCACGAAUGA
This is a messenger RNA of Penicillium nucicola, 1029 nucleotides long. RefSeq names its product alpha/beta hydrolase. The record is from RefSeq and is a predicted model, not a curated record. Lineage: Eukaryota; Fungi; Ascomycota; Eurotiomycetes; Eurotiales; Aspergillaceae. The transcript is spliced from 3 exons. Bases 1 to 1029 code for a protein of 342 amino acids. Gene Ontology annotation, molecular function: hydrolase activity.